This is a messenger RNA of Mercenaria mercenaria, 3393 nucleotides long. RefSeq lists its product as uncharacterized. Gene Ontology annotation, biological process: regulation of apoptotic process. Gene Ontology annotation, molecular function: protein binding. Lineage: Eukaryota; Metazoa; Mollusca; Bivalvia; Venerida; Veneridae. The transcript has 5 exons. The record is from RefSeq and is a predicted model, not a curated record. Bases 236 to 1219 code for a protein of 327 amino acids.
ACAUUGUGUGAUUAUAUUUAAAAAUGAUAUCAGCCAAAUAUCGAUGUCCUUUAAAAUUUGCAUUUCACGCUGGUACAUGUUUAAAUAUGAGAUAGAUAAUAUAUUUAAAACAUAUGAAAUGCGUUAGUAUUUGGAAACGAACCGGCAUAGUUACAACACAUAAGCACUAUAUAAAGUGUUCCAGUAAAAUAAAGUUAAACAGACUUUCAUUGAUUGAUAUAAGCAAGACGAAAUCAUGGCUGCAUCCAUACCUUGUAAUGACAGUCAUGACAUGACGGAAACAAACGAUGGAAACGGUCAGGCCAGCACGGGCCACAGUCAAUACAUGGAGCCACCAAGUGAUUGGGCUUUCAACAAUCUCGUUGCACACAUACUUCAAAACUUGGAUGCAAAUCAUAUUGGAAAAAUAAAAUUGCGUUUUAAAGGAAUCAUACACGAAGCCGUCAGAUCAUGGGAAGAAGCAUUUGACAUACUUAUGCUUGAACGAUAUAUUUCUGCGGAUAAUUUGAUUUACCUCCAAAUUAUUUUGCGUACCCUUGACCGUCCAGACCUCUUUGCAAAGACCGUCGAGUAUGCGGAGAACAGCAGACAAAGGAUUCUUCAUUUCUAUGAAAUAACAACGCCGCUCCCGGAAGGCCAUAACUACGUUCGCAUUCAUGUCAAAGGCGGAAGAUGUCGUACGGCAGAGAACCUGCAUAUAAUACGCAAAACAAUUGCAGAAGCGUUUUGUAUUCCGAUUGACGAUAUAAUGGUUGCAGGCAUAAUAGAAGGCCGCAGCGUAUAUCUAACAUUUAUGCUCCCAGAUUUUUUCAUUGAAACACUCCGAAAAAUUCUUGAAAACCAAAAAUUAAGAUAUAUCUUGGAACCAUUGGGUCGUUUAGGAAUUGACGAAAUAAUGUUGCCUGACUCUACGUUCAAUGUAGAAACUGAAGACGAAACACUACACAAUUUUGAAACAGCACAAAGUGGAAACAUAAUACAACGGUUGAACCUGCAACUUCAACAGAAAACCUAUCAAAUGAAGGAGUUAGAGAAAGAAAUUCUUAAGAUAAAAAGAAACAACAUUGAAGUAGUUCCCAAUGGAAAGAAUGUCAAAACGAGGAGCCAUGCUACGCCUAUCAAAGAACGUUUAGUAGUAAAGAGGGUAAGGCGGAAAUUAAAAAGGAGGAAUACAUUCAGAAAUGGACAUGCAUGUUUAGGUUGUGACCUUCAAAGUUAGUUCCAAAGAGAAAUAACGAUGAUACCUUGAUUGAAUAACGUUGCCAGUUGACAGAAGUGAUGGUAAAAUUCAAAAAUAUUAAUAAACUAAUCGUGUUAUAGUAAAUUUUAUCAACAUUAUAAUAAACAUUUAUGUCUGUCUAAACAGUAAUAACAAAUAUCAUUUACUUUAAAUUUGUUGUUAUUUUUAUCUUAGUUAUCUUAACCAAUGUACAUUUUCAACUACAUACUUGUAACCUUGUAAUGAAUGAUUAAUUAAUGAUAACUAGAAAAACAAUAAACCAAUGUACCAACUUUUCAAAAAUUGUUUCGCAGAGCAUUUCUAUGUGGAAUUUCAAUGCCGCAUGGAUGAAUUUCAAUGAAGUCUUAACAUCUCAUUAUUUAAACACUGUUUAAGGAACACAAACUAUGCAAAAACAAUCAAUUUAUAUUAUCAAACAACGCACCGGCAGAGCAUCCACGAUUUCUGGUGCAGAUUUGUCUGGUAGUCGGGUUAUUACAUUCAACAAUUCAACGGGUUCUUCCAUAGUUUAAAGAAAUCAUUUAACAAAACUUUAUAUUUUAGCUUAGUUUAUUUUCCAUUUUUAUUCCACAAAAGUAUAUAAAACAAGUAAAACAAGUACAUAACAUUUCUAAACUUAUAUAGAAACAUAUAACAAUGAAUUAGUAUAUAUAUAUAACAAUUUCCUUUCUCACAUUACUUCUGUGUUUUUAUAGAGAAAUUUUAUUGGAAAGGGAGAAAAUGUAUUAAAAGGAUGAAUGAUACAGUAGAAAGAGAGAAGAAAUAGAGAUAUUUUGUGAGAUAAAGUGCAUGGGAAAACAUGUUCAAAUCUUGUUUAAAUAAAUUUAAUCCAUUUUUCAUUACAAAUGUGUAGUUUGUCUUUUUUCAAAGCAAUAAUUUCUUCAAGUCGUCUUCGGUUUUGCACAUACUGUUUAAAACUAUGUAUUUCAGGUAUGCUUUUAUUGCAUUUGUUUUUAAAAAUAAAAUAUUUAGCCAAAAGAAAAAUGAAGUUGAAGAUUAGGCUAUUAUUUUCUUUUUUAUCAAGGACAUUGCAAAACAAACUGAAUCGAAAUUAAGCUCUAUAUUGCGGGACAGUUUAGCCUGCAUAUAAUUCUUAACAUCUGUCCAGAAGCUUUGAAUAAUUUGGCAAUCCCAAAACAUAUGUUUUAUCGAAUCUGUGUUCAUAUUGCAAAAUCGCAUAGACUGGAUGUUAUAAUAUUGCAUUUGAACAAAAAUGAAUUAUCCGGUAAGGUGUGCAUAGUGUAUUUGUACUGAAAAGCACGGACUUUUGUAUCAAUAGUAAUAGUGAACGUACUGCUAUUAAUAUUUUUCCAAUUAUGUAUACUAUUGGGUAUAAUCUGACCCCAUUUUGUUUGGUAUUUGAAUGUAGAUGGUUUUCUUUUGAAUUAAUAUGUUGUACGCAAGUUUACACAGUUUGGUAUUUUCCUUAAUAUUCUUCUCAAACCAUUUAGCAUAAAAUAGAGUUUUACUAUCAUUGCCUUUUAUUUUUGAAUUAUUCCAUAACAACUCCUUUGAAAUAUUAUCCUUUACUGCUUUAUAGUUCAUUUUUGACCAAUCUGUAAUGAUUUGCUUUAGGAAUGUUGAUUUUAUUUUAAGGUUUUUAGCAUCGAGUUCGUUGAUACUGCAAUUAAAUAAUAGAUUGUUCCCGUAUUUUUUUAGUUCAUGUUCAUAGAUUAAAUUCAUGUUGCUAUUAUCAUUAAGUAUUCUUUUAACCCAACUUAUUUUCAAAGCAUCUAGUAAUGUUUCAAUGUCAGUCAUUUUUCAACCACCAUCUGGAUAAUCUUGUAUAAGUAUAUUUCUACAUAUUUUAUCAGGCUUUGAAUCCCAGACAAAGUCAUACAUGGCACUGUUUAUUGUCUUUACAAUAUCUGCUGGUGGGUUAUCUAAAACGGUUAACGGAUAAAUUUGUUUCGGGAGUGCAAAUGUUUUGAGAACAGUGAUUUUUCCAAUUAGUGAUAAAUUCCAUUUUCUCCAACCUUUCAAGACUUUUUUUAAAUUCUAGCAACUUUGACAAUGUAUUAAGAUUGUGCAUUUCUUUAAAAUUAUUGCAAAAUGUUAUACCUAAUGUUGUAGCCUGUGUUGAUGUCCAUUUGAAUGUUUCAAAAUUUUUGUAAAUUGUAUUUGUAUCUUAUAAAGAGCCAAUGCGCAACACA